Molecule: messenger RNA, 3439 nt
Organism: Haliotis rufescens (red abalone)
Lineage: Eukaryota; Metazoa; Mollusca; Gastropoda; Lepetellida; Haliotidae
Product: bone morphogenetic protein 2-like
Exons: 3
Coding region: 1050-2306 (418 amino acids)
Biological process (GO): BMP signaling pathway; SMAD protein signal transduction
Cellular component (GO): extracellular region
Molecular function (GO): cytokine activity; growth factor activity
Source: RefSeq, a predicted model, not a curated record
CCCCGGUGGCUAUACACAACUGCCUUCCUCCGCUAGCUUAAACCGUCGGAUACUCGCGAGCAGGCAUUGCACUCCAGUCAGAACACACACGCAAUCAGCGGAUAGAUCCUUUCUACUCCGCGCUCGUUUCAGUUUCACCAACGUAUAUGAACAUGGAUGUCGACAGCAGAGUUGACUCGUCGUAGACGAUGCUGUAAGGCCACAAGUAUGACGGAGAGAGGGUGUCGUGACGGCGGGUGAAGCAAGUGACGACUGGGAAGCCGGGGCAGCCUUACCUGCGUUUCGGGGCACCAGUCACGGGUGCAAGCUACACACUACACUCACAGUACGGCCUGCCUGCCUGGCUCGCUUGGUGUCGGACCAGCCAAUCAGGCCAUACACAAGGAAGGAAGCCCGCAGUAAUGCAGGCUGGCCGUAAUAUGACAACACGUUUCUUCAAUGUAUCCAUACUUCAGUUCGCACGUAGGCGCUGGAGCCACAGGAGCUAUACGUCUUCGCCGAUAUGAAAAAAGGCUCUCGGAAUGAUUGUACUGUGAACAUAUUUGUAAAGGAUAUUAAAUCCAGUGGGAAAUGUCGACUGUUGUAGAUCCUCAAUGCUGUGAAAAUAUUAAUUUGUUACUUGGCCCUACAGUGUCACGAUGUUGGAGUACAUAGCUGUUGAGGCGUGUGUUGGUACGGAUAAACGCCUGGUAGCCCCCAAUGCAUGGGGAUAGGGGGGACUGGGGCGACAUGUGACGAUCCAGCUGACCAUAUACUAGGAUCUAACGUUGUAUGUCUCGUUUUGCACAGCGUACGCUGCAUACAUACACACCUUCGUUGUAUAAUCACCCAGCGGAGAAUUCACAAGCCACUGAACUUACACAAAAUAUUAUCUGUAUGUUUUCUUCGAGUGGAGAGAUGUGAAUCCUACCCGCUCUGUGACUUGACUUGGUAUACACGACAAGGAGGGGGUCACGGGGCUUCUACCCCAGGGGCACUCAUGGCUCGACCGGUAUAACAUUUUCCCCGGAGUCGGGCUCUGCCAUACCAAAACACGUGUCCACUUCAGCAUGAGCGCGGUCUCCAGGACAACCAGUCUUGUGCUCCUGCUUAGCCUCACGUUGAUUGGUCCGAGCUUAGAGCUCUUAGCAGCUUCUCAAUCCAGACCGGCAUCAACAGACAAUAACGGGAUAUCAGGAAAAGCAUCUGUGGGAAAAGACAGCGACUUUUUGAAAAUCGUGGAAGCUGGCUUGUUUAACAAUCUCGGUUUAAAGAGUCGCCCCAAUCCCCAGCGAAAGUCCGACAUACCAGAUUACAUGUUGGAACUGUACGAUCUGUACUCAAGCCGGUCUGGCUCAGCCAGUCCAUUCCUGAAAACCAAAGGGAGAGGUCUGACCUCUGCUAACACUGUACGGAGUUUUCUUCAUACAGAUGUGGAGCACACAGAUGCCGGUUGUGAUGAGAAGAACUGUGUUCGGAUGUGGUUCAAUAUCUCUACUAUCCCCGACGUUGAGGCUUUAGCAGCAGCGGAGCUCAGGGUAUUCAAGGAUGUGUAUAAAUUGCUGGAAGCUAACAAAAAUAAUAGUGCUGUUAAACAUGCAAAGACACCCCAGAGGCACCGGGUGGAGGUGCAUGAGAUUAUGCAGCCUCUGGGUCAGAGCACUGAGUGUAUAUCAAGACUUAUAGACACCAAGGUUGUGGAUCUUAAGAACUCUUCCGCAUGGGAGUCUUUUGAUGUUCAUUCGGCAGUAUUAAAGUGGAAGAAGCGGCCCCGGUUAAAUCAUGGGCUGGAGGUUAGACUAAUAACAAACAACCCCUCUGUAACUACAGAUACGCAUGUGCGGUUACGACGCUCAGCGUCGAUGUCCGAUACUCACUGGCAUACGCAAAGACCUUUGUUAGUGGCUUACACGGACGAUGGCCGAGGGCCCAAGCCCCGCACGCGUAGAGCCAGCAAUCGGGCGCGGCGCCGGAAGCAACGGAAGAAGAAGAGGCGGCGGAGGAAGCACAAGAAUCAGUGUCGUAGACAUGCGCUGUAUGUUGACUUCAAUGAUGUUGGGUGGAAUGACUGGAUCGUAGCGCCUAGUGGUUACAAUGCUUUCUAUUGCCACGGAGACUGUCCAUUUCCUCUGGCGCAUCAUCUCAACUCCACAAACCAUGCAAUAGUUCAGACUUUAGUCAACUCUGUGAAUCCAAGUGCCGUGCCCAAGGCGUGCUGUGUGCCCACUGAGCUGACUGCUAUCUCCAUGUUGUAUUUGGACGAAUGGGACAAGGUUGUGUUGAAGAACUACCAGGAUAUGGUGGUGGAGGCCUGUGGAUGCCGAUAGUAACCUGGCCGGCACACAGAAAACACUAUGCAAGCUUCCGUGCCUGCUGUCGUUAGUACCACAUAGUAUGACAGGACAUUCUGUGGUCAUCAGCUCCUAGAGUCAAAUAUCUUCGCCAUCUUGCUUCCGGGACUUCCGGCAACUGCUGGCAGAGAGGAUACGGCACCAAUAGGAGCUGCACAUGGUAGUCACGUGACUGGUCAUUACCUCAGCCAUGUUGCAGGUUUUAUGAAUGUGAAGACGAGGUGUGUUCGGAAUAUUAAAUUACACUAGUCAUGGCAUGGUGAUAGAGAAAGAGAGGUGGCUACACAAGACCUACCCUCCAGUGGCUCUGAGAAUAUUGCUGACACUAUUCCGAUCGGGAAGGACGAUAUGAGUGCUGUAGAAAAUAUUGGAGUCGAAUGCUCAACGCUUACGACUCCCCCUUCACCCUACCCCAUUCCCCCACCCACCUUUCCCCCACCCUCCCCACCCAACCCAAGUUGAGCGUUGUGAAGCGCUCAGUUAUGCUGGAUAUUGUACAUAUAUUUAUAAAAUAUAUUUUAAAUGUUUAAUUUUAUUUCAGUUAACCUUUCCUAGCGGUUACUCUGAAUGAUGUUAAGGAUUGUACAUUUAUUGUAAGUUUACUGUGUACAAUCUGCUAGGAGCAGGUGCGCGCGCAUACCUCAACAAACGUCACAAUGUGACUGUGACUUUGGACUACCUCUGUGUUUUGCAGCUGGCUACUCGGCACUAGUAAUAAACCAAUUCAUCCUCAACACCGCGGGCGACUACCAGCGGGUUUAUAACGCUCUAGACUCAUAUACUAUAAAAUUACUGUCUUGAUUAAACGUUUGUUGAAUAAUUAUUUCUAUUAUGGAUUCUAUGCUUGUCUUUAGCUAGUUGUAAAACACAGAAUUUUAAAGCAUGUUUGUUAAAGCAACUUUAGCUAAGGUACAACACUAUGGGAAAGUUUGAUAUUUAUUGACUGUUUCGCCGCCCAUAGUGUAAUCGGCUAUAGUUACUGGAGAUAUGUUACGAUACUGAAAUUUUAUGCUACAUUUCACGUGACCAAAGAAAUGGUCACGUGACUGGUAUUACAGUCUGAUGAAACGUACACUAAAAUGAAAAUAAAAAAUACAUGUAGAACAAAA